UCGGUAUUCUCCUCUGCUCUGACAGUUAUCGACGUUAUCGUUAUUGGCUCGCAGUUCUAGUUCUCUGGCAGUUAUCGGGCUACCACCACAGAUAACCUGGAAGUUGGUAACGGAAUAACUGUGUGUCUAGACGUUCCUGACUCGGUGACUUCAGUUAAAGGUCGUAGAUCCCGGUGAUAUUUCCAGAGGGGGUAGUAACUGGAGCGAACAAAUAUUUUCGUACUGGGCCAUCGGGGAGAGGGGAUGGCAAAUAACGGGAAUCUAUUGUCUCAUUUCUCUGCAAUUCUUGGUGUUCCGGAACACUGGAACAGGUGUCACUCUCUUUCCGGCCUUUGGUUGCGUUAGAGGGUAUUGACUUUCGUUCCGCGUUCUUGUUUUUCUUUGUGUUGUUGCUUACUACCAAUAGUUGCCAACAUGAAGAGGUCGAGGACAAGCGAAAUGUGGUCAUAUUUCGAAAUUCUUGAUCGAGAGUUUGCGAAAUGUACUUUGUGCGGUAAGAAAUUAUCGUACAAAUCGACGACGACGAAUUUAAAGAAACAUCUCCAGAAAUCACAUUUAAUUGUGGAUUUCUCUUCACAAAGACCUUCGGAGCUAGAUUUGGGUGAAUCCCUUCCUGUAGAGGUGAUCCUUGGCACCAGUAGUGUGGAAGAGGAGCGAGCUGCUCCAGCCCCCUCAAUGCAGCAAGGUGUUCAAAGUUCUAUGACAUCGUACCUCUCCAAAAGGAUCGGAGUGAAUCAGAAAAAGAAGAUAGAUGAGCAACUUCUUCAGCUGUUCACUAAAGACUUCCAACCAUUUUCAGUCGUUGAAGAUUCGGGGUUUCGGGGUUUUGUGCGGGCCCUUAAUCCUGGUUAUGAGUUACCAAGCAGGAAGCAUAUUUCAGAUGUAAUGCUGCAAGCAGCAUACACAGCAGCAAAAGAGAAAGUGGUAGACAAACUGUCAGCUGCGAAGACAGUUUGUUUGACCACAGAUUGCUGGACAUCGGCAGCAAAUGAAGGUUACAUGGCGGUGACAGGGCAUUUUGUGUCUGAAGAUUUCACCUUGCAAUCGGUGUUGUUAGGAUGUUCCCAAUUGUCUGGUGCACAUACUGCUCCAAAUCUGUCGGCAUCUCUAAUAGGCACGACAGAUAACUUCAGGCUGACAGACAAAGUUUUGCUGGUUGUGACGGAUAAUGCACCAAAUAUUAAAAAUGCAGUAUCCAUUUUAAAGUGGAAACACUUUGGGUGCUAUGCACAUACAUUGAAUCUUAUUGUUCAGAAUGCACUAAAACAUUUUGUGUCAAUUCAGCAGAAAGUGAAAACUAUUGUAGCAUUCUUCAAGAGAAGCUGCAAGGCAACAGAAAGACUGCUGACAUACCAACAAAAUAAUGGGGCAGGUCAUGUUAAAAAACUGGUGCAGGAGGUGCCAACAAGGUGGAACUCUACUCUGUAUAUGUUGGAGCGAAUAGUUGAAAUUAAAGAUGCAGUGAAGACUUCACUUGUACUAUUCACAGUUGAUUUUGAACAACUUACCGACGAGGAAUGGAACAUCUGCUCAGAACUCUGCUCUGUGUUGAAGCCAUUUGCACAGGUUUCAACACAGCUUAGUGCUGAGUCAUAUCCUACUGGCAGCCAAGUUAUUGUUCUGACAAGGGGAUUAUUAUCAGUGUGUGCAGAACUUUUGAAACGGCCAUUUAACAGUGUGACAAGGACUAUCAUUGAAGAAUUAACAAAAGGCCUGAAGGACCGUUUCCACAAUGUAGAGAUGAGCAAAUCUAUAGGAGUAGCCACUCUACUAGAUCCACGGUUUAAAUCUCUUGUGUUUGAAAGCCGAGUUGCAGCAGAUAACGCAAAGAAACAGCUUAUUGAACUAGUAGCACAAAAGAUGGGUGACAGAAGACUGACAAACACAGGCCAGAGCCAUGAAACUGUGUCAACUUCAACCACCACUGAUCCCUUGUCAGUAUGGGGUGUCUAUGAUGCAAUUGUAAAAUCAACACAGCCCCAGGGCACUCCUCAGUCAGCUGCUAUUGUGGAAGUACAAAGGUACAUGGACAGCCCAGUUAUUAGUAGAAGUGAGGAUCCACUGGCAUGGUGGCGUGAAAAUCAAUAUAUUUUCCCACAUAUUGCUAAAGUGGUGAGGGAAAAAUUCAAUAUAGUGGCCACUUCUGUGCCGUGCGAAAGAAUAUUUUCUAAAACUGGUAUCAUUAUAAAUGAAAGGCGAACACGGCUGAAGGCGUCCAAAGUUGAAAAACUUAUAUUUCUAAAUAUGAACAGUACUAACUCCUGAAUUUCCUGUUACAGGUGGAUUCGAGAGGCACACCAACACCAGCAGAUGAGUCUCAGUUUAAUACUUGGGAUAUUAUAACAGUAAGUUAUAGCUCCAGAAGUCAGUCACCAGCAGCAGAUGUCACACAGUUAUAAAAUGGGAAACUUGAAGAAUAAGUUAUAGCUCCAGAAGUCAGUCACCAGCAGCAGAUGUCACACAGUUAUAAAAUGGGAAACAUGAAGAAUAAGCUCCAGAAGUCAGUCACCAGCAGCAAAUGUCACACAGUUAUAAAAUGGGAAACUUGAAGAAUAAGUUAUAGCUCCAGAAGUCAGUCACCAGCAGCAGAUGUCACACAGUUAUAAAAUGGGAAACUUGAAGAAUAAGUUAUAGCUCCAGAAAACCGCCACCAGCAGCAGAUGUCACAGUUAUAAAAUGGGAAACUUGAAGAAUAAGCUCCAGAAGUCAGCAGCAGCAGACAUCACACAGCCAUAAUGCGAGAAGCUUGAAGAAUAAUGUGUUAUGGCUCCGAUAGUCUUCCAGCAGCAGCAAAUGUUACACAGUCCUAUAGAGGCAAACUUGAAGUAUGAGGUAAUAGUGUCUUGCAUAGAAUGGCAAACUUGACCUUUCACUUAAAAUGGAGGUACAUUUGCACUGAGUUUAAUGUUAUGACACGUGAAUGGAUUACCAGUGAUGUAUAUGUAAAUACUGGAAUUUGUAACUUAGAACUUAAUUUCAGUAUCGGCUUUGAAAUUUGGUCACUGGAUACAACUAUAUUAUCUUUCAUGUUGAUAGCAGCAAUCAUCAGAUUGCAAUCCAGUUUAGUACCUGUGAGGCAUGAGAUGUCAAAAAUACUUGUGGGUUAUUGGUAGCCUGUGUCGAGGCAAGUGGCACCUCAAAGUUUGUAAGUACAGUAGCAUUUUGUUUUCUGCUGUACUUAAAAAUUGUUAGCUGUAGCACCCAUUCUGACAUUUAAUUAUUUUGAAUUUCAAGUUUCUUAAAAUAAUACUGACAUCAGUUUCAUGUGUGUUAACACUAAUCCAUAUAUUAUUGUUAAUAUGCUAUUUUCCUCAGAUAUUAACUGAAAUUGUUUUAUUAUAAUGAUAACAACACUUCAGCCUUUGUAGACUUGCAGUAUAGGUUACCUGCUGAGAAAUAUUUACUGGAAGAAAUGGUUUCUUUGAAUAGGACCGAAAGGAAUACCACUGAAAAUGCCAAAUGUGAAUUGGUGAAACCUCUUGUGCUCAAUACUAAAUUUCAUUUGCAAAACACAUAAGUUUUCCUAUCUUUGUGGUGGAACACAACAAAUUCUCAUAAUUUUGCUAGUUUGUAUUCUAGAAAGGGUGCCAGAAAUGGAAGAGUAUAAUUUUUAUUAAAUCGGGCAUUAAAUGUAAGUACGUUGGAGUACAGAAAGGGUGCAACUGGCCUUUCCCACUGUAGCCUGAUGUGCUCCAACAUGCAUUUGUACUGAUGUGCAGGUGGUUAUAACACUAGUAUCAAACUGCAUGGUACCCACUUACUAAUGUGACCUACCCUUGCAUGAUCUGCUGCAGACAGCAAGAUAUCCACUACUGCUCUUACUACCUGUCCAACAGUUGUGGAGGAUUUUUUACCCUUGGUGCUUGCCAUGACAUGUUUUGCCCUCUGCCCUUAAAAUCUCAAUUCUUGUUACAUUUUUCAUCCAUUUUCUAUCUCCUGAUGGACCUGUAUUGAUUAAAAAACUAAUCAAUGCAGAGGUGAUUGUAGAACUUUUGUUAGUGGCAGUGUGGAGGGGCUCCACUCUUUAAAAAAAUGAAAUUACAUUGUGGGACAUGGAAUUAUUAUUAGAGGCUUUCAUGGACAUUUUGUUUACUUAAAAAGUCAGUCAUUAUGCGAGGUAUUUAAAUGUUAACUUCAAAUCUAAAACUGCAUCAAAAGAUAAAUUUCAGUAAGUCUUUAGCAAGUUUCAGUAUCUUACUUCACAUGCUGGACCCUCCAACUAUAAAAAAGUGUUUUGCAGAGAACAGCUAUUCAGAUGUUAACAUCCCAGAAUUUGUGUAAAAGAUAUCCCUUACAUUGUUAGUUUCAUUGUGGUCACACUCUAGUGUAGUUUUAUCAGCAUACAUUUAGAAGUUUGAAGAACAUAUUAAAUUAAUUGCUAGACAUGCCUUAAGUGAAUAUGUUUACUACUAAUGUGAGUCAGCUAAGUAGUUGAUGCAAGUUUUUAUGUUGUUUCUAAAGUGUCUUUAGACAAGGAUAUUUCUGCUGUUUGUUUCCUGCUCUUCUGUUUCAGAUAACUUCUCAUAUAUGCAGCAACUGCUGAAGCAGCCUCUGGCAGUUUAUUGAAGUUCCGUGAACAAAGUGUUGUGUGGUCUGUUUGUGUAAAGUGAUAAAGAAAAAUGUUAAAGUGUAAUUGCAUAUAUAUUUAAUCAUUAUUUUUGCUAGUGGUAAGAUCUAUUUUCAUGUAAAUCAGAACAUUGUACAAUAGGUAACAACUGAAUGAGGCAGUGUAGCUAUUAACAGCACUGACCAUCAUAUUCAGGAGGAUGGGGUUCGCUCUGUCUGGCCAUCCUGAUUCGGGUUUUCCAUGGUUUUCCUGGAUCGCUAAGGCAAAUGCCGGGAUGGUUCCUUCAUCAAGGCCACGGCUGACCACCUGUCCCAACCUUAAAGAGAUCCUUUAAACAUUGUGUGUAUACCCAAAUUUUGAAUUAUUGAUGUUUGUUGUAUUAUGUUGAGAUAUUCUUGGAUGAAAUAAAAAAGUUCAUACAUUUGUA
This is a messenger RNA of Schistocerca serialis cubense, 4994 nucleotides long. RefSeq names its product E3 SUMO-protein ligase ZBED1-like. Gene Ontology annotation, molecular function: protein dimerization activity; DNA binding. The coding region runs from base 415 to 2265 and encodes 616 amino acids. NCBI's taxonomy places the organism in Eukaryota, Metazoa, Arthropoda, Insecta, Orthoptera, Acrididae. The record is from RefSeq and is a predicted model, not a curated record. The transcript is spliced from 11 exons.